AUGAAUGUCUUUCUCAUUGUUGCCGUGAUAACUGCCGUCGUAGCCUUUGCAAGUGAUCAUCCGCCGGCUAGAAUGGUCAUGAUUCCUUUGGAACAAGCCCUUCCUGUGUCAGAGCGGUUUGGUGUUCACAAUGUUGGCGAUGGUAGAACUGUCCCUGCUUUAACAUGGGCUCCUCCAGCAGCAGCUCAACGCACGGACAGCUCCAGCGAAGCAUCUAGCCAGUCGGCUCAGGAAGCAGCCGCAAGUCGCUACUUAGCCAGCUUGGCCCCUGCGCCACCUGCUGAGCCUGGGAACCGCCGUCCGGCGUUCCAGAUCCUCGAUGGCGAGCCUCUCCGGUGGAUUUUUGAUACUUCUGCUGCCAGCUCAAGCACAGAACCACCAGGAACCAGACAGAUCAUUCCCCAGUUCGUCCAAGUCGAGGGCUCCAGCGAAGCAGCUAGCCGUUCGGCUCAGGAAGCAGCCGCAAGUCGCCACUUAGCCAGCUUGGCCCCUGCGCCACCUGAGCCUGGGAACCGCCGUCCGGCGUUCCAGACCCCCGAUGGCAAGCCUCUCCGGUGGAUUUCUGAUACUUCUGCUGCCAGCUCAAGCACAGGACCACCAGGAACCAGAAAGAUCAUUCCCCAGUUCCUCCAUGUCGAGUCGGGUCGAGUUUGGGGUCCGCUACCCAUUGGGGACGAAAAGUUCUCCAUGAAAUCUUACCCUCUCGACAUUGGGUUUUUUCAUCACCUAUAUGGAGAUACCCUCGCCGUCCCUGCCGACUUCGAAGGCUUCGUCACCGACAGGCCCAUCCAUCCUAGCUACCGAGACACUGAUACCUUCCCCAACCAGCCCGCCGCUCCUGUACAAAAACGGAUUGAUGCAAGCGGAACGUCUUACAGACCAGAACCUGCGGUGCUUCAAGCUGUGCACGACGCUAUUUGGCAGCCUCUAGGCCAAUCUGGAAUUCGGCCUGGGAAAUUGCCUCAAUCAGAUGUGUUUGAAGGUGAAUAUCUCUGGCCGCCAGUUGAAGCACACAGCGACAGCCAGCACUUAUUCCCGAUGUCGACGCUCCUGCAGCGCAUUCGAGCUAUUAUAUCGACGAAGUUUCGGAGUGCAUUGUCGGGAGAUCCCAGCUUGUUUCACCUGAACGUCGACGUCAACGGACAGAUCAGACAUAUCCUGAUGUUCCCUACUGUUAGUGGGUAUUAUGUGAAACAUACGAAUACGCCGCUCACGUCGACGCUUUGGCUUCUGUACGAAGGUAUGACCGUUUCAUCAGACGGGGGGCGAUGGGGUCGGCGGCAAUUAUCGUUGCUAGGGGCGACGUACUUGCCUAAGGAAGUAGUACCUGACUAUCUCCAGGAUAUCGAUGUCCUGACAGUUGCCUUUGGGAAGCACAUGAAUGUUCUUCACUAG
Messenger RNA from Ustilago hordei, 1395 nucleotides. RefSeq lists its product as uncharacterized. Lineage: Eukaryota; Fungi; Basidiomycota; Ustilaginomycetes; Ustilaginales; Ustilaginaceae. Bases 1 to 1395 code for a protein of 464 amino acids. The transcript has a single exon. The record is from RefSeq and is a predicted model, not a curated record.